This is a messenger RNA of Microplitis demolitor, 4766 nucleotides long. RefSeq lists its product as uncharacterized. The record is from RefSeq and is a predicted model, not a curated record. The transcript is spliced from 9 exons. The coding region runs from base 83 to 4363 and encodes 1426 amino acids. Gene Ontology annotation, cellular component: membrane. Gene Ontology annotation, biological process: transmembrane transport; monoatomic ion transport. NCBI's taxonomy places the organism in Eukaryota, Metazoa, Arthropoda, Insecta, Hymenoptera, Braconidae. Gene Ontology annotation, molecular function: monoatomic ion channel activity; protein-containing complex binding.
UUAUGAUUGACUUAAAUAACGAGUGGGUCUCGGUCGCUCGGGUUCUAGACCCCAUGACGAUAUUUAAAUAAUUAAUUAAGAAAUGAAGUUAUCAGUGUCGGCUUAUAGAGCCCAAGCUAGUGCUCACAAAAAGAUCCUGUGUAAUUAUCAACAGCAACUCAGUUACGGUGCUACGACACACCAAAGUUCGACUGUCAGAACACCAUCUGAUCCAGCGGCACUACUAUCGGGCUUAAAGGUGGAUCGAACGGAGAACGAAGAAAUCCAGGGUGGAAGUCUGACAGCGACAUCUGCCUUGGCGUCUGGAUCCCGGAUGGGCGCGGGUCUAGACUCCGGUAGCAGCGCACCAUCUUCGGCCCAACAUUCUCAGGCGACAUCUCGCGAGGAGGAGGACGAUGAGGAAGAAAGUUCCAGUCGUCCUUCCGGUAACAGUGGCUCCAGGUCAUCAGGAAUCCAGCAGCGAUCUGGUCUAAUAAGACGACCGUCAUUGAGGAAAUCAAUCUCCAACGGUCAUGAUUACGAUUCUAAUUCAAACUCAUUGGAUUCAAAUUCAAAUUCAAAUUCAAAUUCGAUCGAGAGUGCAGACCCUCUGCCGAUUCCAGAGAACCCAAGAAGACAACGUAGCUCACGUGGCUCGCAAAAAUGGAGCAAUGUAAGGGCAGUGGUGGCGCUUUAUUCCUCACUACGGAAGAUCAAGAGAACAAAAAGUAACCAGCGAUGGAUGAAACUUCGCACAACAGUCCAACUAUCAUCAGCAAUUCAAACAAUUCAAAAAAAGCCGCCAUUAAAGCGUGAAGAUUCAUUUCUCAAGCGUUUUUCCACCCGACAAAUCCCCGAGAGCCAAGAAACCCUCGACGCUGGUGAAAAUGACGGUGACCCAACGAACAAAGAUUCGAAUCGCGGUAAGCGGCCGCGUAAGCCGCAGCGACCCCCGCGGACGGUAGUGAAUCCCGACGAAAAUUUUUACUACUACUGGCUGAUGUUGUUAUCAAUUUGUGUUCUCUACAAUCUUUGGACGCUAAUUGUCCGUCAAAGUCUUCCGGAAUUGCAAGAACUUUCGCCAUGGGCAUGGAAAUCGUGCGAUUGGUUUACGGAUGUAAUAUUUUAUCUUGACCUCGGAAUCCAAUUUCGAACGGGGUAUUUAGAGCAGGGUCUGAUGGUUUAUAACAGCCGUAAAUUGGCCGGUCAUUAUAUUAAAUCAAAGUCAUUUAUUUUAGAUUUGGUGACAAUUUUACCUUUAGAUUUAUUACAAUUUCAAUUUGGUGACAAUCCGAUGCUACGAUUCCCGCGUUUUUUUAAAUUAUAUCGUGUUUAUAAUUAUUAUUAUAUGGUAGAGUCGAGAACUGUGUAUCCGAAUUUGUGGCGAGUGUUAAAUUUAAUUCACAUUUUAUUAAUUUUGGCCCAUUGGUUUGGAUGCUUCUAUUAUUUACUGAGCGAAGCUGAAGAUUUUCAAGGCGACUGGGUUUAUCCAUAUCGACCUGGCGAAUAUGCGACACUCACUAGAAAAUACUUGGGAUCGCUGUACUGGUCAACUUUGACGCUUACUACCAUCGGCGAUUUGCCGACACCCGAAACCAACGCUGAAUAUGUGUUUACAAUAGUGAGCUACCUCAUCGGAGUGUUUAUUUUUGCGACAAUUGUUGGACAAGUUGGCAACGUAAUAACCAACAGAAAUGCUAAUAGACUUGAAUUUGAGAGACUUUUGGACGGCGCUAAGACAUAUAUGCGACAUCACAAGGUACCCGGUGGCAUGAAAAGAAGGGUCUUGAGAUGGUAUGACUACAGCUGGUCGAGGGGACGAAUUCAAGGUGGGGGUGACAUUAAUACUGCGCUUGGAUUACUGCCCGAUAAGUUAAAGACUGAACUUGCACUUCAUGUUAAUCUUUCUGUUCUUAAGAAAGUUACUAUUUUUCAGGAGUGCCAACCGGAAUUCCUUCACGACCUAGUUCUAAAAAUGAAAGCCUACAUCUUCACACCGGGUGAUUCAAUCUGCCGGAAGGGUGAAGUCGCCCGAGAGAUGUUCAUAAUAGCUGACGGCAUUUUAGAAGUUAUCUCUGAGACCGGUCGGGUCCUAACUACUAUGAAAGCCGGUGAUUUUUUUGGUGAAAUUGGCAUCUUAAAUCUCGACGGUCUAAACAAACGUACCGCCGACGUUCGUUCUGUCGGCUACUCGGAACUAUUCAGUCUUUCCCGAGAGGAUGUACUGGCCGCGAUGAAAGACUACCCCGAGGCACAAGAAAUCCUGCAGAACCUUGGCAGAAAACGGCUGAUGGAAGCCCAGCGUGUCGCGCGCCUCUACCGGGCCCCGGUGUCACCAGGUCAUGAUUCAUCAGACAACAGCACCAGCAAACGGAUAGUCUCGAAACUAAAGAGCGACGUGAGAAAUCUCAAGACCGUUUUACGCAAGAGCCGAAGGGCAACGCGGCCAGAAGAAGCCAUGGAGUUGCAGCCAUUGACAUCGAAGGUCCCGCCACUACGUCGACAGAAUAAAGUCGACGUCGAAGACAGAAUCGAGACUGUAGCAGCCGUCGAACCUCCAGUAUCACCUCUCGGUGCGGGGUUACCCCUUCUUUCACGCCUUCGUCUUCUUAAAGAAAAACAUGACCGUGAAGAGCGACGCCAUCUUGUUGACCAUCCUCCUGACCGUCCACCAGAGCCAGUAAAUUUAACCGCAAAACCCGAAGAUUUGAAUCCUAUGAAUCCAAAUUUGCCUCUGCUGCAGAGGAUUCUGUUGCUGAAGAAUAAAACAGAACCUGAACCAGUCGAUAAAGAAAUUUCUAAAGACUCCAAGGUCAGUAAAGAAGGUAAAAUUUUGAAAGAAAAACUUUUGCCUAAAAAAGUGGAGGUUGCGCCCAAAAAAACAGAUCUCGCUUGUGUGGAUAACACCAACGAAGCCAAGCGGCCGUGGGAAAUGCUGAAGGAUGCGUCGAUAAGUACGGCAACUGUGUUAUCGAGCGUGCAGAGCCAGCAGGUGGUAAAGAAGACCCCGAAGGUGGUAAAGAAGGAAUCGCAAAGGCAAAGUCUCGUGCAGAUAAGGCAGCAAACUAAAAUGUACUCGUCUGUUGAUGACUUAUCACCAGAGUACUGCGGGUUACCUUUUGUUAAGAAGUUGAAGAUUUUGAAUGAAAGGCAAAAGUUGGCGGAACUUGAAAGAGCCGUCAGAAGCUCGAGUUUAGAUGCCGGUGAGGUCGCGGAAGCAGAGUUCGAUGGUAAUUUAACGAGGAGUCAUUCUGAGGCUUGCGCUAUUGAGUAUACGAGAAAAUUGGCGAAAUUUAAUAAGGAACAUGGAAGUAUUCGAACAGAUUCAUUGUCACCAGAGAAUGAAACACUCGAGAGGCGAAAUUUGAAAAGUAUAUUAAAAAAAUUAUCUGCUGGAAGUCGUGCCGACAGCUCAGAGACGACGAUAACACCAGAUCCAGAAUUAGUGACCGCGGAAUUGAAAAAGUUGAUGCGUGCGCCGACGAUCGAGGGGUACGCGGCGCGACACUCUAAAUUAUCAAAGAGUGUCACGUUUAAUUACACAAUGCAAAGUCCACCGUCGGAAUCUUCAGGGGCCAAUAUCGACUUGACUGGAGAAAGCAGUGGGAGUACUGACGGGCGAAUGGAAGAACUAAAGGGUGGAGAUAUAUCGUUACCAAAGCCCAAGAAAUAUAGUAUCCGUCCUCUUGGUAGCGGUGAUAUCAUUAAAAUGCUUUCGAGACCUGAAGACGAGUAUUUGGGCGAUUUGGUCACUGGGAUUAAAAAUGUUGUACAUAAGAGGAUGGAGGCGUUGCAGAAUAAAUUUGCUCACCAAUUUUCCUCAUUGGAGCUCGAAAUCCACAAACGAGAUCAACUGAUAACUCAACUGCAGUCCCGAAUCUACGAACUCGAGCGACUGAACCCCAACCGGUCAAGCAGCGGGAACGAUAACGCAGAUUCUGGUGACGAUAGUACCGACCUUGACGUCUCUCUCGACGACGACACUCUUCGAGACCACGACGAGCAUCCAUUUAUGAGAGACGGCUCAGUUGAUACAGUAUUAGGCGCUGCUCGAUCGUCACUUACUCGUUCUUCCAUACCGACCGCAGAGCAGCGCUGCCGGAAAAGGAGAUCCUGGGAAGAACAUUCUGAGGAAGAAACCCUCCAGCUCCAAGAUCUACCCAGAUCAAUAUCUCCUCAGAGUCUGUGGCGCGAAGGAGUCGUAAUCGAUAUCGAAAGCUCCGACGACGACAGACCCCGAAGAUGCGCGAGCGAAUCCGCGGCUGACGACGAGGAAGAUUCGAUCGACAGUGACAAGGGCCCGAAUAAUUGGGAGCUCAAAAUGUUGGCCGAGCAAUUAAAGAAAAGAAAACGCAGUCAUGAGACUCCAAGUCCUGGCUCCUAGCGCAUUAAUCGAAUUAUUAGUAUUUUUAGUUACUCAAAAAUUUAUAAAAUUUUUAAUAAUAAUAAUAAUAGUGUCGGUGAAUUGAAUGUUUUCCAGAUUUUCGAAACUAGAUAUACUGAUAACUGCCGUAAUUUAUCAUUCAACGGUUUAAAUGGUUGUAAUGAGACCAUUAUAUCAUCCAUUAAUUGAUUAAUCAGUCAAUUAAUCGAUCGACUCACAAUUUUAUUAAUUUUUUAUUGUUUUAUAUUGACUUUUAAAAGGAAGAGCUCGAAGUGUAAAACGAAUUUUAAAUUUUUUACUUUGAUUAAUCGGCUGAUUAACUGAUUAAUUGAGCGAUUAAUCGACUGAUUAACAGAAUUUUUCUAUAAUUCUUCGACUUUUUAGUUAACGUCUUAAAAGUGUG